AUGUUUUCAUCCUUGGUUUCAAGAGAAGGAGAGACAAAGAGGAGCCGCAAGACCAGCAGCAACAUGUUCAGCUCGUCGAGACACGUCACAGACAUCAGCACGGCGAUCAAGAAGGCAUGCACCCCUGAAGACACUGCUUCCAAGCGGAAACAUGUGAGGGCCUGUAUAGUGUACACGUGGGAUCACAAGAGUUCCAAGGAUUUCUGGGAGACAAUGAAGGUCGUUCCUUUGAAGAACACCGACACACAGUUGUUUAAGGCGUUGAUUCUCAUCCACAAGGUGCUGCAGGAGGGACACCCUUCCGCAUUGGUUGGAGGAUUCAAGAACAUGGAAUGGAUAUCCAAUUUGGACACCUUGAGAACUCUAGACAGACGGUUCCAGGUGCUAAUUCCAGAAUACGUCAAUUACAUCCUACAAAAGUUGAGGUUCCAUCAUAAUCACCGCGGUUUCAAUGGUACCUUUGAAUAUGAGGAGUAUGUAUCGUUGAGAACUGUAUCGGAUCCAAACGAGGGUUAUGACGCUAUCUUAGACUUGACUUCAUUGCAAGACUCUUUAGACUCGUUUGGUAGAGAUAUUUUUGCAACGGUUCGUAAUAACAACUCCGAAUGUAUCAUUAGUGCAUUGGUGCCAAUUGUUGCAGAAUCAUAUGGUAUCUAUAAAUUCUUAAUCUCAAUGCUCAGGGCAAUGUACAAAAUGUCGGAUUCGGCAGAAAUUUUGGAACCGCUGAAGUCUAAAUUUGAAGACCAGCAUGAACGUCUAUAUGACUUUUAUGCAAACUGCUCCAAUAUUCGGUACUUGACAACAUUAAUAACUAUUCCGAAGCUACCAUUCGAGGCCCCAAACUUGAUUAUUCAAAAUGAUGAAGAUGAAAACGUCAAUUUACCGCCUUUGACAGAACAGAAAACUGCCGCUACGACUUUGAGGCAUUCACCAACACCUUUUGAGCAAGAAAAUGAGCGUCAACAACAACAAGCUCCUAUUGCGACCCAACCAACAGGUAUGGUUAGAAAUGCAUUUGUUGAACAACAGCAACUCUAUGAGCAGCAACAACAACAAUUGGAGCAACAACGCCAGGCAGAAUUACAACAACAACAGCAACAGCAAUUGGCACAACAACAAUACUGGGAGCAACAACAGAGACAACAAGCUGAAGCUCAACAGUUGGCUCAGCAGCAGUUGUUGUUGGAUCAGGCUCAAAGACAUGCACAGGGACGAGUUGCUGAAUUGGAAAGAGACAUUUUAACUUUAAAGGGGCAGUAUGAUAAUGAUCAGCUCAUGCUUCAGAGCUAUGAUCAAAAAGUUCAGGCGCUAGAGAAUGAAUUGGCAUCCACGACUCAAACUGCACAAGAACAGUUGGCUUCCAAGGACGAGCAAUUGAACUUACUACAAGAACAAGUUGAAUAUUGGAAAAAUAAGUAUGAAUCCCUAGCCAAAUUGUACUCUCAACUUAGAACUGAGCACCUAAACCUUUUGACUAAAUCGAAAAAGAUCCAACAGAAGGCUGCAUCUGCUCAGGAAGCUAUUGAAAAGCGUGAAAAACUUGAAAGGGACAUGAAGGCCAAGAAUAUUGAAUUGGCAGAUUUGAUCAAGGAAAGAGAUAGGGCUAGAUUAGAGCUUGAAAGAUUCAAGAAUGGCACUAAAACCGAUCUGCAGACUCUUCAACUUGAAAAGGAUGAACUGGAACAAAAGUUGGCUACCUUGGAUAGGGCACAAUCUGCUAAUUUAACUGCUAUUUUCAAUCAACACAAUAAGGAGUUGCAGGAAUUGCAGAAUAAAUUUAAGGAUGUUACCUUGAAUGCACCCAGCGAUGAGAAACUAAAACAACUUGAAGAGCAACUUCAAGAAAAGGAUCUUGAAAUUGAAAUGAUGCAACAAACUAUGGAUGAAACUAUCAAAGAUCUAGUAAAGACCCAAAAUUCUAGAGAAGAAAAAUCUGAGAUGCAGAAUAAACUAAAUUCUACCAAAGUUCUGGGCCUUAUUGAUGCUAUUUUAAAAUCGGGUAUUAAUAGAAUUCAGGAUGCUGUCUUUGAAUUAGAUUCUCCUAUGCAAGCAGGUAAUUUGAACUCUUCCCCGGAAUAUGUCUUAACUUUACUUGAGAAAUCUUCUGGUUUGGUUACUGACUUUGCCUCAAGCUUUAAUAACAUGUUAGUAGAUGGUGAUAAUGCCAAUGAAGCUCUCGUCAUUGAUAGUAUUACAAAUUUUACAACAUCAAUCAGCGAUAUUUUACUGAAUACAAAAGGUUUGACUAGAUUAACAAAGCAGGAUGAUUUCCAAGAUGAUCUAAUUGAUACUGCGAAGGACAUUGCUGAGAUUUCUGAAGUUUAUUUGGAGUCCCUAUAUCAUUCGAAUCUUGUCAAUAAAAGUAUUGAUGAUCAAACUGAUAUUGUAAUCAAUGGUAAUAUUGAUGUUCAAGAGAUCCUCCAAACAUUAUUACAGUUAGUAGAAUCCAUGAAGACACCUAGCUCCAAGAUUGAUCUCAGCAAAGUUGACGGUGAAUUGAGUGAUUUGGUUGAUAAAGAAAUGGAACAUGCAUCUAGAGUUAUUGAGGAAGCUUCUGUUCAUUUAUCAUCACUUUUGAAUCAACCUUUUGAUGUUUCAAUGUCAUCAAUUGACAUUGAAGUUAAUAAGUCGAUCUUGGCAGCUGCCUCCGCAAUCAUUACAGCCAUUAAAUACUUGAUUCGUGCAUCUAUCGAAUCUCAAGAAGAGAUUGUCAAUAAUGGUAGAGGAUCACAUUCAAAAACGUCCUUUUAUAAGAAAAAUAAUAAGUGGACCGAAGGUUUAAUAUCAGCGUCUAAGUCAAUUGCAUAUUCUACAAAUACUUUGAUAAGAAUAGCAGACGGAGUCUUACAGAAUAAGCAUUCAAAUGAAGAGUUGGUUGUGGCAUCAAGAGAAGUUGCAGCAUCCACAGCUCAGUUGGUUUCUGCCGCUAGAGUCAAAUCCCAAUUUAUGUCAAAGACCCAGAACAAGCUAGAAGAUGCGUCAAAGAAAGUCAACCUGGCUUGUAAACAACUAGUUGAUCAAGUCAAUAAAUUGAUAAUUGGUAAACAUGAAGUCGAAGAUAUCGAUUAUAGCAAACUUUCCAUCCAUGAAAAUAAGACUGCGGAAAUGGAACAACAAGUUGAAAUUUUAAAACUGGAGAACGCUCUUUCUUCAGCAAGAAAAAGAUUGGGUGAAAUCAGAAAGUUCAGUUAUAAAGAUGAUGAUAGCGGUGAAGAGUGA
Pichia kudriavzevii is the source of this 3219-nucleotide messenger RNA. RefSeq lists its product as uncharacterized. The record is from RefSeq and is a predicted model, not a curated record. Bases 1 to 3219 code for a protein of 1072 amino acids. Gene Ontology annotation, molecular function: actin filament binding; clathrin light chain binding; phosphatidylinositol-3,5-bisphosphate binding. The transcript has a single exon. Gene Ontology annotation, cellular component: clathrin-coated vesicle; actin cortical patch. Gene Ontology annotation, biological process: endocytosis; clathrin coat assembly; actin filament organization. NCBI's taxonomy places the organism in Eukaryota, Fungi, Ascomycota, Pichiomycetes, Pichiales, Pichiaceae.